Colletotrichum graminicola M1.001 is the source of this 1356-nucleotide messenger RNA. Its product is annotated as glutathionylspermidine synthase. The record is from RefSeq and is a predicted model, not a curated record. Bases 1 to 1356 code for a protein of 451 amino acids. NCBI's taxonomy places the organism in Eukaryota, Fungi, Ascomycota, Sordariomycetes, Glomerellales, Glomerellaceae. The transcript has a single exon.
AUGCGCCUCGUGCAGAGCCAAGGACUCGUAUACGCCGAUGCUAUUGGGUCCCAUGAGUCAGAGCCAUAUUGGCCAGACAACCGCUAUUACUCUUUCACUCUUGAAGAAAUUGAACUCCUCGAGAAAGCCGCUCGGGAUGUGUUCGAAAUGUGCUGUAAGGCGGCAGAUUACCUGACCGAAAACAAGACAAUCAUGGAGAAGAUGGCCAUUCCCCCUUUCGCAUACGAGCAAAUCACGAAAUCCUGGGACCGCCAGCCACCCUGGGGCAGCGUUUACGGGCGAUUUGACGUUUGCUUUGGCGGGCUCCAACACCCUGAUACUCGAUUGCGCUGUCCGAAGUUUUACGAGUUCAACGCAGAUACGCCAACAAGCCUUCUCGAAAGUGCCUAUAUCCAAUGGCUGUGGCUUGAGCAGACGGGCCAUGGGAACGACCAGUUCAACAGCAUCAGCGAAAACCUGAUUGAAGCCUGGAAGCGUAACUUGACGCUUAUUGACGAAAAGCUCGGCUACAAGCCUACCGUGUACUUUGCAACCUGCGAGUCUGAGUCCACUGGUGAGGACGCCAUGAAUGCCAUGGUCCUCAUGGAGACCUGUCAGCUUGCAGGGUGGAAAACUAAAGCCAUAAGCGUGGGAGAAAUCGGCAUUUCCUUAGCGGACGGCCGCUUUCACGACCUCGAAGGCAACCAUCUCGACGUCGUCUUCAAGCUCUACCCGUGGGAGUUUAUGGUGGAAGAAGCCGGCGGACAAGUGUGUUUCACUGACAUGGGCAGCAGUGAUGGUACCAUCUGGAUCGAGCCGCCAUACAAGAUGCUCUGGAGCAACAAGGCGCUCUUUGCCGUUCUCUGGUCUCUCUUCAAAGAUGACGAGCGGUCAAAGUGGCUUCUCCCGACAUAUUUCGAGGAUGAUAGCGUCCCGGCGUCUCUUACGAAAUAUGCGCGGAAGCCGAUCUUUUCCCGAGAAGGCGGCGGCAUCACCCUGAAGGCGGACGGCGAAGUGAUACAGACUGAACCCGACAAAGCCUACGGCAAAGAAGGAUAUAUAGUUCAGGAACUGGCGUUGCCUCCUGAAUUCAAGGACGCAGAGAACAAACCCCACUAUCCCGUGCUCGGAAUCUGGAUGAUAGAUGGAGAGCCUGCAGGCAUGGGUAUCCGGGAGGCCGUGACGCCAAUCACUACGAAUGUUUCGGCGUUCAUUCCGCAUUCUAUUGAGGAUGGACCUGUCAAUUACGAGCGUCAAGCCGUUUCUACAGAAGAGGAGAUUAGUCGGGCUUUGGACAUUGCCCGAUUUUCCGACCCCAAACAAGUGGGCGCAGAACAAACCGAAAUGCUGAAGUAUAUAGAAAGACUCUGUAUAUAA